This is a messenger RNA of Beauveria bassiana ARSEF 2860, 1386 nucleotides long. Its product is annotated as Drug/metabolite transporter. The record is from RefSeq and is a predicted model, not a curated record. NCBI's taxonomy places the organism in Eukaryota, Fungi, Ascomycota, Sordariomycetes, Hypocreales, Cordycipitaceae. The transcript has a single exon. Gene Ontology annotation, cellular component: membrane. The coding region runs from base 1 to 1386 and encodes 461 amino acids.
AUGCCUCACGGGGGCGGCACCAACGCCGAGGUAGAGCUUACUGCUCACGGCAAGGCGAAACUCGACAACACAACAACAAAUUCGAGGAGCGAUGGGCAAAAUGGCUUAUCGUCAAAUUUGCUUGGUCCAAAGUCUGAAGCCUUUAUGCCAGAAUCUAUACGAGUAAUGACUCCAAGUCCAGUUCUUAGCGGCCGAUUGUCACCGCUGUCACACGCCGACAUUUACAACGGGCAGCCCGGGUUCACUCAGCGACAGUCCUUCAUACAAAAAUUCUGGCACAAUAAUCUCCCGUCAAUAUGUGUUGCGCUAGCCCAGUUAUUUGGAGCCCUCAUGAACCUCAGCGCCAGAUUCAUGGAGCUAGAAGGUGAUGGCAUGCAUCCUGUACAGCUGUUGUUCUACAGGCAAGGUCUCAGUGCACUUGGUUGCUCGAUAUACAUGUGGAGGGCCGGCUUUGCCGACUUUCCCAUUCCGCAUAAGGGUGCUCGGUUACUACUAUUCCUCCGUUCCUUUUCUGGCUUUUUUGGAAUAUUCGGUAUGUGGUACUCAAUGAUGUAUCUACCGCUGGCCGAUGCAACAGUCAUCACCUUCCUGGCUCCCGGCGUAGCCGGCAUUAUGUGUUACUUUGCGAUGCGCACACCAUUUACGAAAAUGGAGCAACUGGCUACGCUAAUAGCUUUCUUUGGCGUUGUUCUCAUUGCACAGCCUGCCACCUUUUUUGUCGACUCAGGCAAAACCUCCGGCCAUGAGGAGCGUGCAGUUGGGGCUCUUCCGGGCAUGGACCAUGAAGCAACGGCGAGUGAGCGUCUCGUCGCUGUCGCUGUUGCGAUGCUUGGUGUUAUUGGUGCGGCCGGUGCUUUUACGAGUCUGCGAGCCAUCGGCAAGAAAGCCAAUCCCCUCGUCUCCGUCAACGCCUUUGCAGUCAUCAGUACUCUGAUGUGUGCGAUUAUACUUUGCGCAGCACCAGCACUCAACAUUUCACAGCCUACAUUACGCUGGAAAUUUACAUACUCUGUCAAGCAAUUCUUUCUCAUCAUCUUGAUCAGUCUUUUUGGCCUGAUAAUGCAAUUUCUGCUCACUACGGGUCUCAGCAAAGACAAAUCGAACAAGGCCAAUUCUAUGAUAUACACUCAUAUGUUGUUUGCUGCGAGCUUUGACUGGUGGGUUUUCGGCCACAGGAUGGGAUUCGUCAGUUUCCUGGGAUGUGCAUUGAUUCUCGGCAGCGCUAUCGGCGUAGUGUUGCUGAAAAGGGCACCUAAAGUUGCAGCAAAAGUGGAAGAUUGUGAGGCGCAACCAAAUUUACUUGAUGAGGCCGAGGGCGCACCCAUGCUCAUGGAUGGCGGCGGCGCAGGCGCAAAUACAGAACUAAACGUCUACCGCCCACAAUAG